Messenger RNA from Pediculus humanus corporis (human body louse), 858 nucleotides. RefSeq lists its product as uncharacterized. Bases 1 to 858 code for a protein of 285 amino acids. Lineage: Eukaryota; Metazoa; Arthropoda; Insecta; Psocodea; Pediculidae. The record is from RefSeq and is a predicted model, not a curated record. The transcript is spliced from 3 exons.
AUGGUCGUCGAAAGUGGUGUAACAACGACGGAUUCUCAAUGGAAAAUUCCAGUAGAAGCAGAAGAUGAUUUUAGUAAAAGAUCCGAGGUAUACGCGGGUGAAGCAUUGAACGGAAUGUACAUGGAUUGUUUGGCUAAAAUAUCAUUUUCGUGCGUACAAAAAAAAGUUUUGAAUUUUAUCAAUCGAAUGAAUCGAAUGGAAAAAUUUCCCGUUUUGGGCAAUUACGUGAGCGUCGUGAGAAUUAAAAACGAAUACGAAAAAGAAAACGAAUUCCAAGGAAGAUUGGAUUCCGCGGAAAAACAAUCAAAAUUAGACGAACUCAUGGACACGGCCAUUGACAAAGUAAAAGUACCGAAUAGUUUUUCCGUUGUCAAACCGUCGGAAAGUAGAAAUUUUCAAGGAGGAAGUACCACGACCACAUCCCUAGAUUUUAGUUUUCCAUAUUCUACGGGAGUCGAAGGAAGGAAAAAAGGAGGCGGCGGCGGUGGUAAAAUGGGUAAAAAAAUGAUGAUGAUGAUGAUGAUGGGUUUAAAAGCUAAAAUGAUGAUGUUGGGCCCGUUGAUAUUGGGAAUGGCGGGUCUCAUGGCGAUCAAAGCUUUGAUCGCGAGCGUCAUUUCAUUAACCAUAAGCAAAAUAAUGAUAAUAAAAAAAUUGAUGAAAAAUAAGGGAGCCGGAGGCGGUCACGGAGGCGGAGGAUGGGAUAGCGGUAGCUCGGGUGGCGGACCGUGGGCAUCCGGCGGCGGAAGUGGCGGCGGAUGGGACAGAAGAAGCAUUUACGACAAAAAUGACGAAACGAACACGUGGGACGCAUCGGAUUUAGCUUACAGAGCAUAUUCGACGGUGGAAAAUUUAUUUUGA